Agelaius phoeniceus (red-winged blackbird) is the source of this 3744-nucleotide messenger RNA. RefSeq lists its product as uncharacterized. Gene Ontology annotation, cellular component: nucleus. The record is from RefSeq and is a predicted model, not a curated record. Gene Ontology annotation, biological process: regulation of gene expression. NCBI's taxonomy places the organism in Eukaryota, Metazoa, Chordata, Aves, Passeriformes, Icteridae.
AUGGCGGAGCUCCAGGCGCGCCUCGAGGCCCUGGAGCGGCGGAUGGAGCGGGCGGAGGCGGCGCUGCGGGAGCUGCCCCUCGCCGCCCUGCAGCUCCACGGGCCGGUGCUGCAGGUCCCGGUGCAGUUCGAGGAUGUGGCAGUGCGGUUCAGCCGGCAGGAGUGGGCAAGCCUGGACGAGGGACAGAAGGAAAUGUACCGGAGCGUCAUGGAAGGCAACUACGAGAUGCUGGUGUCCCUGUACUGUGCCCUGUCCAAGCCUGAGCUGUUACUGCAGCUGGAAAGUGAAGAGCUGAGCACGCCACCGGAAUCGGAGCCAGAGGCAGCGGAGGUGUCCCCAGAGCUGGCUGUAGAGCCAGCCCGACAGAACUGCACCAGCAAUGAUGCACUGCUGGAGACAGAGACAAUGGAGAGGGGCUGCAGGGAGCCAGAGGAAAGUGGGAAUGUGGCAGAGAAAAGCGAGAACCUGGUGGAGGAAAGUGAGAACCUGGUGGAGGAAAGCGAGAACCUGGUCAAGGAAAGCUGGAGCCUAAUGGAGAUAAGUGGGAACCUGAUAAAAGAAAUCUGGGAUGUGACAGAGAAAAACAGGAGCCAAGCAGAAGGAAACAGGAGCCCAGCAGAGGAAAACAGGAGCCCAGCAGAGGAAAACAGGAGCCCAGCAGAAGGAAACAGGAGCCCAGCAGAGGAAAACAGGAGCCCUGCAAAGGAAAGUGGGAACCAAGCAGAGGAGAGUGGGAACCUGAUGGAGGAAAGCAGGAGCCCAGCGGUCCCAGAGAACUGCAGCACACCACCCGUCCCUCUGGAAGCCACCGCUGUCCUGGCGGAUCUCAGCCAGCCAACCCCGUCCCCUUCCCGCCCGCUCUCCGUGCACUGUCAGGAAGCCGUGGGUCAGAACUGUUCUCCCCCUGCAGCAGGAGAUGCUGAAGUGGGGAUCCCAAUGGAGGUGCCACAGGAGGAGGUUGCUGCAGAGAAGCCAUCAAUGCCCAAAACACCCUCUAAGGGUCUGGAAGAGGACAAGGGUCAGGAAGAGGAGGCUGUGAAAGAUUCAGGGAAUACUGGUCAAGAUCUGGUGGCCAACAUUCCUGAAGAACCAGGAAAGGAGGUGACCCCAGAUAUCCACAAAAUGACAGAACAGGCAGAUCCCAGCCCAAGGGAGCCAGAGAAGGACUCCUGCGUGGGCCGGCCCAUGGCCUGGCAGCGAAAUUCCGCCCGGGAAUUUUACUCCUGCCCCAUCUGCAGGAAAACCUUCCUGCUGAAGAUCAACCUCCUGAUCCACCAGCGUGGCCACACCAACUGGGUGCCCUAUGUCUGCGUCCACUGCGACCGCAAGUUCAUGUCCAAGAAGAAAAUCAGGCGGCACCUCCGCGCCUGGGCAGCCAACGGGACGUGCCAGCCCUCGGAGCUGGAGGUGUGUCCCAGCCAGGUGCCAUUCCCAGCACCCCAUCCCCAAACCUGGGCAGCUAAUGGGACGUACCAGGCCUCAAAGCCAGAGGAGUGUCCCAGUAGGACACCAUGCCAAACAUCCCAGCCCCAAGCUUGGGCACCCAAUGGUGCCUGCCAGCCCUUGGAUGCAAAGGCGUGUCCCAGCCAAGGGACACCAUUCCCAACAUCCCAGCCCCAAGAGUGGGCACCCAAUGGCGCCUGCCAGCCCUUGGAUGCAAAGGCGUGUCCCAGCCAAGGGACACCAUUCCCAACAUCCCAGCCCCAAGAGUGGGCACCCAAUGGCGCCUGCCAGCCCUUGGAUACAAAUCCAUGUCCCAGCCAAGGGACACCAUGCCCAACAUCCCAGCCCCAAACCUGGGCACCCAAUGGCGCCUGCCAGCCCUUGGAUGCAAAUCCAUGUCCCAGCCAAGGGACACCAUUCCCAACAUCCCAGCCCCAAACCUGGGCACCCAAUGGCGCCUGCCAGCCCUUGGAUGCAAAUCCAUGUCCCAGCCAAGAGACACCAUGCCCAACAUCCCAGCCCCAAACCUGGGCACCCAAUGGCACCUGCCAGCCCCUGGAUGCAAAUGCAUGUCCCAGCCAAGGGACACCAUGCCCAACAUCCCAGCCCCAAACCUGGGCACCCAAUGGCACCUGCCAGCCCUUGGAUGCAAAGGCGUGUCCCAGCCAAGGGACACCAUGCCCAACAUCCCAGCCCCAAACCUGGGCACCCAAUGGCACCUGCCAGCCCUUGGAUGCAAAGGCGUGUCCCAGCCAAGGGACACCAUGCCCAACAUCCCAGGCCCAAGAGUGGGCACCCAAUGGCACCUGCCAGCCCUUGGAUGCAAAUCCAUGUCCCAGCCAAGGGACACCGUGCCCAACAUCCCAGCCUCAAGCAUGGGCACCCAAUGGCACCUGCCAGCCCUUGGAUGCAAAGGCAUGUCCCAGCCAAGGGACACCGUGCCCAACAUCCCAGCCUCAAGCAUGGGCACCCAAUGGCACCUGCCAGCCCUUGGAUGCAAAGGCAUGUCCCAGCCAAGGGACACCAUGCCCAACAUCCCAGGCCCAAGCCUGGGCACCCAAUGGCACCUGCCAGCCCUUGGAUGCAAAGGCGUGUCCCAGCCAGGGGCCAUGCCCGGCAUCCCAGUGCCCAACAUCCCAGCCCCAAACCUGGGCACCCAAUGGGACCUGCCAGGCCUCGAAGCCGGAGGAGUGUCCCAGCCAGACCCUGUGCCCGUCCUCCCAGCCACAAGCCCCGAGCAGGGACUGUGGCACGGUGUGGCAGGAGCCCGGCCCUGCCAGGUGCUCGCUGCCACCUGGAAAAGUGAUGUACACAUGCACCGAGUGCCGGGAAACCUUCUCCAACCAGGUCUUCCUGACGGUGCACCAGCGCCGGCACUCCGGCCACCACCUCAUCCUGUGUCCCUGCUGCAACCGCAGCUUCACCUGGGUCUCGGACUUUGUCCGGCAGCACUGGAUGCACAUGGGCGUCCGGCCCCACCAGUGUGGCAUCUGCCAGAAGACCUUCAAGAGGUUCUCCCACCUCAAGGCGCACCAGAGGAUCCACAGGCGGCAGGAGCGGCCGUUCACCUGCGCCAACCCGGGGCCCGUCGUGGCGACACCCGCGGCAGGAGACGGGGUGGGAAGCCAGGCUGUGACCCCCCAGGGAUGGGGCGCUGCUGUGGGACCUUGAGGUGUCCUCCCGGAAUGGGAGGCCACUGUUGGAUCUCAGGGUGUACAGCCAGGGGUGGGAAGCUGCUGCUGAAAUUUGAGGUGACCUCUGAGAGGCUUGAGGUGACCUCCCAUGAUGCUGCUGAUGGACUUGGAGGUGACGUCCCGGACACAGGGUGCUGCUGAUGGACUUUAAGUUGUCUCCUAGGAUAGGAGGCUGCUGUCUGAUCUUGAGGUGAAGAAUGGGAUGCUGCUGCUGGUGGGCAUUAAGGUGUCCUCUCAGGAAUGGGAUACGUGAUGAAUUUUGAGGAAUUCCCAGGAAUAAGAUGCUGCUGUUGAACCUUGAGGUGACCUCCCAAGAACAGGAUGGUGCUACUGGAUCUUGAAGUGACCCCCAGGGAUGCAAUGCUGCUGCUGGAUUUUGAAGUGAUCUCCUGGGGACUGGAGGCCACUGUCAGACCUUCUCCCCUCUAUCCCUCUCCAAAUGAAGGCUGGAACAUGGACAACAUUUUCUGGCUCCCCUGUCCUGGUGUGGGGACAGGAGAUACCUGCCUAGCCCAUCUGAGGGGGCUCCUUGUUCCCAAGACCUGGUGGGGCGGGUGGGAUGCUGGGAGUGGGUCCCUUUUCUGGAGAGUGCCAAUAGAUGCUGUAG